UAAAACCAAUUGGUGAUAGGAGGAGGGGCCCAUGAGACUUAUAUACUAGUUUCAGUUUUCUCUUGACACCGAUGUGGGACAGUUAUAUGUUAUAUAUUUAGUUUCAAUUGCCAACACUAACUAACUAAUAAGAUGUGGGAGAUAUGAGACUAGUAUCAACUCCUCCACUGUUGAAAUCCACAUUGUCCUCAAGGUGGAAACCACGAAGCAAUAAAGAGAGUCGAAUAUAGAAGCUUUUGUGAGCUAUCCCCUCCUAAACACAUACAAAAUAGUUGAGCAUCAAAUAUCACCAAUGGAGGACCGUGUUGGAUAUGCGACAUGGUGGACUCCAAAGCAACAUUGUGGUCGUGAUAAUUCAACGUUAAAACGUAAAGCUUGUCCACACGUCCAAGAAUGUUCAAACACAACGUGUCAUUGCGCAUUGCGCAGAGGGAUCAAUCGUGAAUCGGUGUUGAGCGAUCGAUGAUUCAUUCUUGCAACAUCACUAAAUGCAAAUCUAUAGAGACACAUGUCAUUACCUACAAUUAAACCGGUGUAACCACCUCCUUUCUUACCCCAACAAUUCCCAACAACAUCUUGGGAUGACCAUCCUCCUUCUUCUAUCACAUCAAUCAGAGGCAAUUUGUCUAUCCGAACCUAGACUAGUAUAUCUAGGUCGUUGGUGGGUAGGGAUUGUAUGGCAGUUUCAUUAUUGGAGUUGGGUGUGGUUGCUGCCAAUCUAGGAGUUGUUUGCGGCACUCAACUCCGGCAUAGUUGCAUGACAUGCUAAUGGUAUCUCGGAGGCUGUCGCUGCGGAUGGGGAAAUUCUUGUCGGACAACAUGUCUGUGGUUCGAGAUGGUGGUGGUGAUUCGGAGAAUGAGACCACGAUGAAUGAACCGGAUAAUCAGGGUAAAGUCUCUUAUCGUGGGUGAUCGACGGAUAUUGAGCUUGGCGAUCAAUAAAAGUCAGUCGCGGGAUGUAGAUGAGCACACGCUUAGACGGUUUCUGCGUGCGCGAGAUCUCAACGUGGAGAAAGCAUCUACAAUGCUAGCCAACUGCUUAACGUGGAGACGAACCUUCGUUCCAAAGGGCUGCGUUUCAGAAUCAGAGGUGCCAAAUGAGAUAGCUCAGAACAAGAUGUUUCUGCAAGGAACAGACAAGAAAGGCCUCCCCAUUUCCGUUGUCUUUGGUGCUAGACACUUUUCCAGGAAAGGAGGCCUCGACGAAUUCAGACGUUUCUUGGUGUUUGCCCUUGAUAAACUGUGUCAAAGGACUCCUGAUGGAGUGGGGAAGUUCACGAUCAUCGGAGAUCUGCAAGGAUACGGAUAUUGCAACAGCGACGUUCGUGCAAAUCUUGCAGCUAUCACCAUUUUACAGGAAUACUACCCAGAGAGGCUAGGGAAAAUGUUCAUUGUUCAUGCACCGUAUAUAUUUAUGACAAUGUGGAAGCUUGUGUACCCGUUUAUCGACAAAAAGACGAGGAACAAGGUCGUGUUCGUUGAAGAUAAGAGACUGCAGGAGACUCUGGUGGAGGACAUAGAAGAAAACCAGCUGCCGGAGAUCUAUGGAGGCAAACUGCAGCUUGUUCCGAUUCAAAAUGCCUAGUUACUUCAUUCAGAGAACAAAUUAACAUGAAACUUAUAAUGCAUGUGUUUGAGUGUGGUAGAUGUUAAUUUGCAUGAGUGAAUUUAAUGUUCUGAAAACUCUUAUGCUAAAUUUAUCAUGUGUUCACAUUUCCAUGUUUGUUUUGUUAUCUUGGUUUUGUUUGAGGAAGAAAAGUGAUUUAGGGAGUUGACAUACUUGCAUACUGGGAUUGCAUUAGGUCCAAUUUAUUUAGAAAGACAUAUUUUAAAAUAA
Messenger RNA from Salvia splendens (bonfire salvia), 1837 nucleotides. Its product is annotated as phosphatidylinositol transfer protein 3. The record is from RefSeq and is a predicted model, not a curated record. The transcript is spliced from 5 exons. NCBI's taxonomy places the organism in Eukaryota, Viridiplantae, Streptophyta, Magnoliopsida, Lamiales, Lamiaceae. The coding region runs from base 872 to 1585 and encodes 237 amino acids.